Solanum stenotomum is the source of this 1035-nucleotide messenger RNA. RefSeq names its product F-box protein CPR1-like. The coding region runs from base 1 to 1035 and encodes 344 amino acids. Gene Ontology annotation, molecular function: protein binding. The record is from RefSeq and is a predicted model, not a curated record. Lineage: Eukaryota; Viridiplantae; Streptophyta; Magnoliopsida; Solanales; Solanaceae. The transcript has a single exon.
AUGGAUGUUGAUGUGGCUAAGGAAAUCUUCAGCAGGCUACCUGUGCAAUCACUUCUACGAUUCAAAUGUGUUUCAAAGUUAUGGAUGACAUUGAUUUCCGAGCCUUCUUUUAAGAUAAAGCAUCUCAAUCAUGCGAGGAAUGACGAUAAUUCCCAAAAAAUUCUUGUUAACCAAUGGUACUAUCAUAUUGACAAGAUUGAGCAAGUACAAAAACUUGAUUGUCCUGAUAAACACUUGCAACUUUUGGAGAUUUAUCCCACAUUAUAUUGUUGUGGCGAUGGCUUGGCUCUUAUGGAGAUUUAUAGUUAUCCUAAUAAACACUUGCAACUUUUGCUCCGGAACCCCUCCACGAGAGAAUCAAUAGUACUUCCCUAUCCGAAAAUUUUUCCAGAUGACUAUUGUACCUGGGGAUUAGGAUAUGACUCGACUAGUGAUGAUUAUAAGAUCCUUAAGAUUGAUAGCAAAUCACGCAGUGAAAUUCUCGCAUUGAAAAGUGGUUCCUGGAGAUUAAUGGAUAAACAUCCUACUGACGUUCACCCUAUGCUUAUGUCUACCGACUCAUUGGUAUUUGUCCAUGGGGCCUUUCAUUGGCUUAUUAGUUCGUUAACGAAAUAUUCUGUGAUGUCAUUUAGUAUUUCAGACGAGGUGUACAGAGAGAUACCAUUGCCAGAGCAACUAUACUCGAAUUUCUCCAGGUUGUUUGGAAGGGGUGUUUCAGUAUUGGGAGGAAUGCUCUGUGCUUAUUCUCAUUAUGUGUCUAAUACGGAGAACAUUUUUAAAUUUUGGGUAAUGAAAGACUAUGUCAACGAAUCUUGGACUGAAUUGUAUAGUAUACAAGGUACCGAUCUUCAAUCAGCCAUACCAAAAUAUAUGUUUUCGGAUGGAGAAGUGCUACUGUGUUGCGGACAUUUACAUCGCUGUACUUAUGUAUUUAGGACAUCCAAAGGACCAGUUGGAGUAUGGCCUCAAUCUAAUGUCAUUCUGAAAGGAUUCGUUUAUACAGAAAGCUUGAUGUUCCCAAAAUUAAUUAGUUAG